AUGUCUAGCACACAGCUUCCGGGUCCGCGGAAGCGAACUCCCGAGUUUCCAACAAGACAGAUGACAAUUCUAGCCUUCAUGUCCAUCUUCCCCUACAUCUACUACAUGAUCCAAGACUUCCAGGUCACGAAACGCGAGUCGGAGAUACCAAUCUAUGCAGGAAUGGUAACAUCAGCUUUCGCCUUCGCAGAAUUCUCAUCCGGACUGGCGUGGGGAAGAUUGAGUGACAAAAUUGGACGAAAACCAGUGCUUCUGACCGGACUGGCUGGAACGGCACUAAGCAUGUUGGUUUUCGGAUUUGCGCCCAGUCUGCCGGUUGCAUUACUGGCUCGGGCGCUGGGCGGUCUCUUGAAUGGAAAUAUUGGUGUAUUACAGACCACAGUUGCCGAGAUGGUCACUGUCAAGGAACACCAACAGCCUCUUGCUGACGAAUCACAAAGCGCGAGCUUAUACGAUCAUGCCAUUUGUCUGGUGUCUCGGGCCUUUAGAUCAAUACUUGGUCCUAUGCUGGGAGGCGCUCUAGCGCGCCCCGUACUCAGCUACCCCAGUGUAUUUACCCCAGGAAGCAUCUGGGAAAGGUUCCCGUACCUGCUACCAAAUCUGGUGUGCACCGUUAUCGUAUCCUGUGGAGUCGUGGUAGGAAUUCUAUUCUUAGAAGAAUCGCACGCGGAGAAGAAAUUUCGACGUGAUCCGGGGUUGGAGCUAGGAAAGUGGAUUUUGAGCAAGUUCACGCGAUGCGCCGAAUCGAAGACAUUGAGAUGUGAAAAAGCAUCAAACCUCGAGGAGGUCGUGGCCUUGUUGAGUGAAGACGAGCAACCGCCAGGAUAUCGCACCAGCGAGGGCUCACCCAGGCUGCCGUCCACACCAUCACCGGAACCGCACGAACCACUGGACUUGAAUACACCCCGUGUUUUGAGGAAGUCCAAACCUGCUACGACAAAAGCGUUCACGCGACAGGUUGUCUUGAAUAUCGUCGGCUAUGGCAUCCUAGCUUACCACACGAUAACAUUCGAUUCCAUGCUUCCCACUUUCUUGAGCACUCCAGCGCCGCUCGCAGAAGCUGCCACUCCAUGGCAAUUGCCCUUCAAAUUCGUGGACGGGUAUGGCCUCAGCACAAGUCAAAUCGGCGUCGUCUUGUCUGUCCAAGGAGUCUAUUCUAUGAUCGCUACUGUCUUCCUCUUCCCCUUUAUUGUCCGGAGGCUAGGAGCUUUAGGUCUCUUUAGAUGCAUCGCCAUUUCGUACCCGAUUCUUUACGUCGCAACUCCAUACUUGGUAUUGCUUCCGGAUAACCUCCGAAUGGUUGGGGUCUACGUGGUAGUAAUUUGGAAAUGCACCUUCGCGACGAUGUCCUAUCCCAGCAAUGCGAUACUGCUCACGAAUUCCGCCCCGUCGCUGCUCAUGUUGGGGACCAUCAAUGGCGUAGCCGCAUCGAUGGCCAGCCUGUGUCGAGCAUUCGGACCAACUGCCUCAGGAUUCCUCUUUUCAGCCGGUCUUCGGAUAGGAUACUCGGGCCUAGCCUGGUGGUGCAGUGCAAUCAUUGCCAUUGCCGGCGCUAUCCUCAGUUUGAGCAUGAGUGAUAAAGGAGGCCGUAUGGACGUGGAGGAUGAGAAGAACGACGAAGAGCAGGAAUUGGGCUUCGAAGACCACGUCCUGGAUCACGAGUCACUCAACUCUGCCCUCACCGUUGCGGAACCAAGGGGUCUAUACACGGACGACGACGAGGCAGUCUGA
Messenger RNA from Lachnellula hyalina, 1731 nucleotides. RefSeq lists its product as uncharacterized. The transcript is spliced from 6 exons. The coding region runs from base 1 to 1731 and encodes 576 amino acids. Gene Ontology annotation, biological process: transmembrane transport. The record is from RefSeq and is a predicted model, not a curated record. Gene Ontology annotation, molecular function: transmembrane transporter activity. NCBI's taxonomy places the organism in Eukaryota, Fungi, Ascomycota, Leotiomycetes, Helotiales, Lachnaceae.